UCAGUCCUUAUCUGUUCUUUUCGUUCAAGGGGAAGAAACCUUAAUUUUCAGAGCACACUGUAUUUCAUAUUCAAUAAUGGGAUAGCUCGCCUAGCAACUUCUUUUCUACUUGGCAUGCUCCUGAAACCAACACACUGCCUUGCAUUAUUCUGUGAACCAUGAGCCAGUUCACUACUAUGAUGAAAGCCAAACGACCGUGUUUGAUUGGGGGCACUUUUUUCAUUGGACUGGUUAGCCACGUGCUCGGAGAAUGUAUUCCACCAAAUAAGAAUUAUGAAUUGAAAUUCAAUGAUUAUUAUCGUUACGUGACAGAACCUGCCUUCUUUAGCGACGCUAUAGAGUUAUGCAAGCGGGAUGGAGGGCAUCUCGGCGUGUUUCAAAGCGAGGAUGAAUACAAGGCGCUGCAAUUUUAUGCUAAAAAAAGUGAUUUCAUCCAUAUUGGUAUCGAACCCGUUCGCGUCGCAAAGGAGUGUCUGGACAGUGCUUGCUCUCACGUAAGCACAACGUGGGUGGAUGGGACACCAUUUUCGUUCCAGCCUUCGUUCAUGACUGGAGGCAUGGUUGCUCUAGGUGUUACAGUUGCUCAAUCGUCUUUCGUAUACACUGGCUCUUAUAAGCAAAGUCAACAAUCCCGGAUGUUCAUCAGUUACUUGAACCAAGAAUAUCCAUCAGUCUGUCAAUUUCGUUGUCGCUGUUGGGCAAAUGUGACGGUCGAGCGGGCGACACAAAUCAAUGAGGUUGGUCAGGGUUGGAUGGAUCGAGGCAAAAGUUUACGGUGAGCACGUGAAACCUAUUUAUUGUGAGUGCCCUUGAUCACUGUCGGAACGUAAACACAAUCCAUACUAAAUUAAACCACAGCUAUAUGAAUCAGCUUGCAUUAUGUUGUUUAUAUCAGAACAAUGUCCAUGUUCGAUAGAUUGAGACUCAAUUAAUUGAAGCGUGGACAAGGGUUGAGGACAAUUACUAAUCGAUUUGUCAGUUUUAAUACUCUCUCAUAUCAUUCUUGUUUCGCAAGGAAAAGAAUAAUCACGUAAUUGAAUUUUUCGCCAACUAUUGAUAAACCUAUAUAACGUAUUAAGAGCUCAAUUUUUGAGGGUGAUGCACAUUGUUUAACUUGCAUUUUAAGAAAACCACUCACAUCAGAUCGAACGCUUGUUAUUUAGCAUUUUACCCGUAGACUCGAUUCAAUCUAAAAGAUUUAUGCGAUAUUCGAUUUGGUUUCCAGUAAACAACACAUAGGUAACGCGGAAGUAAGUUCACUCCUUCGAGUUUCCCUCUAAGUAUUGUAUACUCCACUUGGUGUAUUUAACUCAAUAUCCGUAGUUGACAUGUUUUGCAUUAGAAACUAGAUUUGAUGCGACCAGAAUAAUUAAUGUGCUAUUCAAUUUGGUUCCGUGUUUGUAACUUAUUUCAAGGACAUUUCCUUGCAUCUUUUUUGUUGUGUAUACUGGCCGGAUGGUGGAACCCCGGCCUGCCGGCCGCUAAGUGCAUUUACUAAUGUAUCGUCUCUAGGGGUCGGAACCAUAAAAUAAAGGAAAACCGAGGAUUUUUAUGGAAAUUAAAGGACUUUGCUCUUGUUUAGACGUAUUUUUCGAGAAAUACAGGGUGGAAGGAAAUUCAAGGCUACCUUGCCUCUAUCUGACAAUGUUUGUCCCCGCUCAAAGAUUUGUGUGACCUUG
Messenger RNA from Tigriopus californicus, 1679 nucleotides. RefSeq lists its product as uncharacterized. The coding region runs from base 159 to 779 and encodes 206 amino acids. The record is from RefSeq and is a predicted model, not a curated record. Lineage: Eukaryota; Metazoa; Arthropoda; Copepoda; Harpacticoida; Harpacticidae. The transcript is spliced from 3 exons.